ACUGGCUACGGACAGGUCUACUUUCUCUCUCUAGAUUUUCUUCCACUUUUUUCUCCCUCAUACGUAGUAGAGAAAAUUCUCUGUUUUGAAUUUCUUCUCUGCCAAACUUUCCUCUCAUUCUGCAUCACUAUUUAGAUCUUAUAUUCGUGUUUUCUCUCUGAAAUUCUGUGAUCUUGAACCCAACUGCUGACCUUAGCUUACUCAAUGGCCGGCCGUUACGAUCCCAACCCUUUCGCCGAAGAAGACGAAGUUAACCCCUUUGCUGACCCAGCAGUUAGGGGGAAAGCAUCUGGGCAGUCGAAAUUUGGCGGAGGUGCAUUUUAUACAUCUAGUGCUGGCACUGUUCCUUCUGCCACAAACUCAAGGCUUUCACCUCUUCCUCCUGAACCUGCAGAUUUCUAUGAUCGUAAUGCCCCAAUUGAUAUUCCACUUGAUACAGCUUCGGAUUUGAAGAAGAAAGAGAGAGAACUCCAAGCUAAGGAAGCUGAAUUGAGAAAGAGAGAACAGGAAGUAAGACGGAAAGAAGAGGCUGCGGCACGAGCUGGUAUUGUUCUUGAGGAGAAAAAUUGGCCUCCAUUUUGCCCUAUCAUCCAUCAUGAUAUCGCCAAUGAAAUACCAAUUCAUCUGCAGAGGUUGCAGUAUGUUGCAUUUACAACAUUGUUGGGAUUGUUUGGGUGUCUUCUCUGGAAUAUUAUAGCCACUACCGCAGCAUGGAUUAAAGGAGGAGACCCAAAAAUCUGGUUCCUUGCUAUCAUCUACUUCAUUGCGGGGGUUCCAGGAGCCUAUGUGUUGUGGUAUCGUCCACUAUAUCGGGCAUUCAGGUCUGAGAGUGCUAUAAAAUUUGGGUGGUUUUUCCUGUUUUACUUGCUUCACAUUGGCUUCUGCAUUUUUGCUGCGGUUGCUCCUCCUAUAGUUUUCAAAGGAAAAUCUCUCACCGGUAUACUGCCUGCAGUAGAUCUAAUCAGCGGCAAAGCAUUAGUUGGGAUCUUCUACUUCAUUGGAUUCGGCAUGUUCUGUCUCGAGUCAGUGCUCAGCGUCUGGGUUAUUCAGCAAGUAUACAUGUACUUCCGAGGCAGUGGCAAAGCUGCAGAGAUGAAGCGCGAGGCUGCAAGAGGAGCCUUGAGAGCGGCAAUAUGACGCUGUCCUGACUGAACAAAGCCAUUGAGUGGUUGGGUUUGGUGUGCUUCAGGCAACGAAGAGUGAGAGUGAGCGUAUAGAAACUGUUUUCUUGAGAUGGGUACUUUCGAUACAUAUUUUGUGUGUUCAUUCUUUGUCAUAUGUAUGUUGUUUACCAUGGUUUAAUCAGAACACAUCGAGGGAACAGCUGUUCAAUAGAAACUAAAUAGAAGUAUAUCUGCUGUAUUUAGGUACUGAUUGUCUGUAAAUCGGUGUUGUUGACAUGUUGAUUUGCCUGAGAUUCAUUUCGGUUUCAUCGUUAGAGACCAUAAAUUCUAUGUUCCAAGUUUGAUUUGGUA
Molecule: messenger RNA, 1475 nt
Organism: Ilex paraguariensis (yerba mate)
Lineage: Eukaryota; Viridiplantae; Streptophyta; Magnoliopsida; Aquifoliales; Aquifoliaceae
Source: the annotation of a GenBank genome assembly